AUGAGAACACAUACUGCACAUACUGGUGAAAAUCCUCAUAAAUGUGAUGUUUGUCCUAGCGAAUUUUCUCAAGGUAGUCACUUAAAGGCACACAUGAGUACACAUGCUAGAAAUAAACCUCAUGGCUGUGAUGUAUGUGGUAAAGGUUUUAGUUUUCUUAGUAAUUUACAGAGUCACAUGGGAAAACAUACAGGCGUUAAACCCCAUGAGUGUGAUGUAUGUGGUCAACGGUUUAGUCGGCGUUGGAGUUUACAGAUUCACAUGAGAACUCAUACAGGUGAUAAACCUUAUGACUGUGAUGUUUGUAAUAAACACUUUAGUCAGCUUGGAAGUUUACGGCUGCACAUGAGAACACAUACAAGGAAUAAACCUUAUAACUGUGAUUUAUGUGGUAAAGUGUUUAGUUGGCGUGGGAAUUUAAGGACUCAUAUCAGAACACAUACAUGGGACAAGCCUUAUGACUGUGGUGUAUGUGGUAAAGGGUUUAGUGAGAAAGGUAGUUUACAGAGACACAUGAGAAUACAUACAGGGGAUAAACACGAUAAACCUCAUGACUGUGACUUAUGUGUUAAAGGGUUUAGCCAGCUUGGUAGUUAACAGAUUCACACGAGAACACAUACAGGUGAUAAACCAUAUGACUGUGAUGUAUGUGGUAAAAAGUUUAGUGAGCAAGGUAGUUUAAAGACUCACAUGAGAACACAUACAGGGGAUAAACCUUAUGACUGUGGUGAAUGUGGUAAGGGGUUUAGUAAAAGUAGGAGUUUACGGGAUCACAUGAGAACACAUACAGGUGAUAAACCUGAUAUAUGUGAUGUAUGUUG
This is a messenger RNA of Mytilus trossulus (common blue mussel), 821 nucleotides long. RefSeq names its product zinc finger protein 239-like. Gene Ontology annotation, cellular component: nucleus. NCBI's taxonomy places the organism in Eukaryota, Metazoa, Mollusca, Bivalvia, Mytilida, Mytilidae. Gene Ontology annotation, biological process: regulation of transcription by RNA polymerase II. The record is from RefSeq and is a predicted model, not a curated record. Gene Ontology annotation, molecular function: DNA-binding transcription factor activity, RNA polymerase II-specific. The transcript has a single exon. The coding region runs from base 1 to 597 and encodes 198 amino acids.